AUGCCCAAUUACAUCUACAGCAUUCAUAGUAAACUAAUUCAUGCUCAACUCCUCAAACAGUACAACAAAACUCGAGAUGUAACCAGGAUCUCAGUCACUCAGUGCCACCACCCACACCCUUGUGCAUCUUUCGCUUGUGCAGAAAAUCUCCCAAGUGUAUCUAAAGCAUGCACACCACCAUCGAAAUCCCGGUUCAUGAAGGAUCACUGGUUGGAUUGA
Sclerotinia sclerotiorum 1980 UF-70 is the source of this 219-nucleotide messenger RNA. RefSeq lists its product with no specific name. The record is from RefSeq and is a predicted model, not a curated record. Bases 1 to 219 code for a protein of 72 amino acids. Lineage: Eukaryota; Fungi; Ascomycota; Leotiomycetes; Helotiales; Sclerotiniaceae. The transcript has 2 exons.